ACUGGGGAUUCUGCUUGCUUGCUACGUCUUUUUAAUAUCUUAUUGAUGUCAUGUGUUUAUGUCUGUUGAUGCUCCUCCAUAUCACUUGAUAUGGUCUAUUGUCUGCUUUUUUUUUUUUUAUCUUUCUUUCCUGCAUCCUCUGGGUUUUGCAGGUUGCGGCGUCAUGCUUUCCACGCUUUUUCUUUUUCUACUACGAUUCAUGGCUUCCAUGAUGAUAUACCAUUUCGUCUACCCAUGCGGCAAGACCUGUCUUGUCCCUGGAAGACAGAACAGGGGCAGACAGUGUCCGUCGCCUCUUUUUGCAUGUUGAUUUUGAUGUCUUUUUUUUGCAUGUGUUUAGAUUCCCCGGUCUUCUUGAUUCUUGUUCAUGUUUCUUUUCUGACGAUGUACAUGCUUCUUUUUUUUUUUUUUCUAUGGGUUUUUCUUCAUGGAUUACAUUACCCCAUACAUGUUGGUGGGAUAAUAGAAACGGGCCAUAGGCUAUUGCGCUUCCCUAUGGUUCGGUUGCAUGUCUGAUUUAUGAUUAUUAUUGAUUUUAGUAACAUAGAUCAUUGAUUUCAAUUCUAUACUAUGCUAUCUU
This is a messenger RNA of Aspergillus wentii DTO 134E9, 580 nucleotides long. RefSeq lists its product as uncharacterized. The record is from RefSeq and is a predicted model, not a curated record. Bases 91 to 516 code for a protein of 141 amino acids. The transcript has a single exon. NCBI's taxonomy places the organism in Eukaryota, Fungi, Ascomycota, Eurotiomycetes, Eurotiales, Aspergillaceae.